This is a messenger RNA of Microthlaspi erraticum, 1470 nucleotides long. NCBI's taxonomy places the organism in Eukaryota, Viridiplantae, Streptophyta, Magnoliopsida, Brassicales, Brassicaceae. The record is from the annotation of a GenBank genome assembly.
AUGGAGAGUGAAGUAGCAGCGACUGUUCAAGCCACCACCACGCGGAGAGGAGAAGCUAGGACGCCGGUGACGGCCAUUGAGCCAAAUAAGAGAGGUCGGAAACCUAAGAUUAAGGACGAUUCUCAGUCACCAUUCUCGCAGCAGCAGAAGAGCACUGAGAAGAAGAAGAAUAAUCAAAAGGCCAUCGCUGAGGAGAAGUACUCUCAGUGGAAGACUCUUGUUCCAGUUCUAUACGAUUCUCUUGCUAACUACAACCUCGUCUGGCCUUCUCUCUCUUGCAGAUGGGGAUCACAGUUUGAGAAUCAGCAGCGUCUCUAUCUCUCGGAACAAACUAAUGGUUCUGAGCCUAAUACUUUGGUCAUAGCCAAUUGCGAAGCUGUUAAGAGGCAGUUUAAUGAAAAAGCAUGCUCUCCAUUUGUGAAGAAGUACAAGACCAUUAUCCACCCUGGAGAGGUCAACAGAAUCAGGGAACUCCCACAAAAUAGUAAGAUUGUAGCUACUCACACCGACAGUCCUGCUGUUCUCAUUUGGGACACUGAGACUCAACCAGACCGGGAUGCUGUGCUUGGAGCUCCACUUUCUCGUCCAGAUUUGAUGCUAACUGGGCACCAGGAUAAUGCUGAAUUUGCUCUUGCAAUGUGCCCAACCGAGCCUUUGGUUCUCUCUGGAGGCAAGGACAAGUUAGUUGUUUUGUGGAGUAUCCAAGACCAUAUCACAACGGCUGGUUCGGGUUCCAUAUCCCCUGGAUCUUGCAUCAAACAGACUGUUGAAUGUAGUGAUAAUCUUGGUGGUCGUUCGGUUGACCCUCGAGGCGUAUAUCAUGGCCACGAAGAUACAGUUGAAGACGUGACAUUCUGUCCAUCUAGUGCCCAAGAAUUCUGCAGUGUUGGUGACGAUUCUUGCCUUAUACUAUGGGAUGCACGAACUGGCGCUGGUCCUGCUAUAAAGGUUGAGAAGGCACAUGAGGCUGAUCUUCACUGUGUGGAUUGGAAUCCUCAUGACAACAAUCUGAUUCUGACAGGGUCAGCAGAUAACACUGUCCGUGUGUUUGACCGCCGAAACCUUACCUCAAAUGGAGUUGGUUCACCUGUAUACAAAUUUGAAGGCCACAAAGCUGCUGUUCUCUGUGUUCAGUGGUCUCCUCAUAAAUCAUCUGUUUUUGGGAGCUCUGCUGAAGAUGGUCUCUUAAACUUAUGGGAUUAUGAUAGGGUUGGCAAGAAGUCCGCGCAUGCACCCAAAACCCCUGCUGGUCUUCUCUUCCAGCACGCUGGUCACAGGGACAAAGUGGUCGACUUUCACUGGAACUUGUUGGACCCUUGGACUAUUAUUAGUGUUUCUGAUGACUCUGAGAGUAACGGAGGAGGUGGUACAUUGCAGAUAUGGCGUAUGAUUGACUUAAUUUACAGACCUGAAGAUGAAGUCCUGACUGAGCUAGAGAACUUCAAGACACAUGUUUUCUCAUGUGCAUAA